Annulohypoxylon maeteangense is the source of this 734-nucleotide messenger RNA. RefSeq names its product 40S ribosomal protein S15. Lineage: Eukaryota; Fungi; Ascomycota; Sordariomycetes; Xylariales; Hypoxylaceae. Gene Ontology annotation, molecular function: structural constituent of ribosome; RNA binding. The transcript is spliced from 4 exons. Gene Ontology annotation, cellular component: cytosolic small ribosomal subunit; ribosome. The record is from RefSeq and is a predicted model, not a curated record. Gene Ontology annotation, biological process: ribosomal small subunit assembly; translation. The coding region runs from base 130 to 594 and encodes 154 amino acids.
AAACCCUCUAACAAAUUGACCAUCUCAAGAAAAUCAUCAACCCCCCAUCUCAAUCUUGAACAUUCGCUCUUCGACAACGACAACCCGCACCGAUCAGCGAAACUUCUUGAGCAUCAACAAACCGAAAUCAUGGCUGACGAUCCCGAUUACAACGCUGAGGAGGCCGCUGAGCUCAAGAAGCGCCGUCAGUUCCGCAAGUUUUCCUACCGAGGAAUCGACCUUGACGCCCUUCUCGACCUCUCUUCCGAGCAACUUCGCGAUGUCGUCCACUCCCGUGCCCGCCGCCGGAUCAACAGAGGUCUUAAGCGCAAGCCUAUGGGCUUGAUCAAGAAGCUUCGCAAGGCCAAGCAAGAGGCUAAGCCCAACGAGAAGCCCGACCUCGUCAAGACGCACCUGCGAGACAUGAUCGUUGUCCCCGAGAUGAUUGGCAGCGUUAUCGGCAUCUACUCCGGAAAGGAGUUCAACCAGGUCGAAGUCCGACCCGAGAUGGUUGGCCACUACCUAGGAGAAUUCUCCAUCUCAUACAAGCCUGUCAAGCACGGUAGACCCGGUAUCGGUGCCACUCACUCUUCUCGUUUCAUCCCUCUCAAGUAAAUGUGUGGAAAAUGGAGGGUAUUACUUGCAUUCACGGAUUGGGCGAACGGAAUGGUUCUUUUCGGUAGAUAGGCAAUGACCAUCAACCGAUAUGGAUGCGCUGCAUGAUAAUGAAUGAAAUCAUUUUGCGCAUAACAAAC